CUCCGCGGCGUCGCCAGCCCACAUGCGCCUCCGCCGUCGCGCGCACCUGCUGUGUCCGGGCUGUCAUUCUCCUCCUCCUCGAUCGAUUCCUUCCUAUUCCUUCAUUCAUUCCCCCAACCGCCUCGUGAUCAAAAUUCUAUAUAAGCCUCGAAACAGGGACACACCGACUCAUCACUGCGCCACCGGCCGUCCCUCUUUCAGCCGAUCGACCCCUCCCAUUUCAUCGCACGACUCCUUUUACGAGCUUGAUGGCCGUGAGCUCGAAGCAGGCCCAUGCCUGCGUAGUGCUCGUGGUGCUCUGCAUUGCCGCGCGGACGGCGGCGGCCUGGGGCAGAAUCGACGACCGCCUGGAGGUGAACUGGGGCCGUGGCAGCCACGGGACGGUCUCGGCCGACGGCCAGGUCAUCUCGCUGUCGCUCGACCGCAACUCCGGCUCCGGCUUCCGGUCCAGGGACACGUACCUGUACGCGCGCAUCGACCUGCAGAUCAAGCUCGCCCCCGGCAACUCCGCCGGCACAGUCACCACGUGCUACUUCCUGUCGGAGGGAUCAUGGGCGAACCAUGACGAGAUCGACCUGGAGUUCCUGGGCAACUCCACCGGCGAGCCGUACACGCUCCACACCAACGUCUACAUCAACGGCACCGGCAGCAAGGAGCAGCAGUUCCACCUCUGGUUCGACCCCACCGCCGACUUCCACACCUACUCCAUCGUCUGGACUCCCCUGCACCUCCUUGUGCUGGUGGACGGCACGCCGAUCCGGGAGCUGAAGAACCACGCGGACAGGGGCGUGGCGUACCCGUCGUGGCAGCGGAUGCGGCUGUACGGGAGCCUGUGGAACGCCGAGGACUGGGCCACGCAGGGCGGCCGCGUCAAGACGGACUGGUCGCUGGCGCCCUUCGUCGCGCAGUACCGCAACUUCACCGCCACCACCUCGUCGCCGGGCGCCGGCGGAGGGUACUACGACCAGGAGCUGGACGCGACGGCGCAGCAGGCCAUGAAGUGGGCGCGGGACAAGUACAUGGUGUACAACUACUGCGCGGACAGCGCGAGGUUCCCAUACGGCUCGCCGCCCGAGUGCUACAUGCCGUAGAGAUCCGGUGAUGCUUUCCAUCGGCUGGACAACUACUUUGAGUGCAGAGUCGGUUACAGUUACACAUGCGUAGAGCAGAGACGACUAUGACGAUCCAGGGGAGGGUAUACACAUGCUAGCGUUGACCACAAUUCUUGUCAAGAUUUGUUCAUUCUUUUUUGUAAAAAAUAAAGAAAUCUUAGCUACAUACA
Aegilops tauschii subsp. strangulata is the source of this 1282-nucleotide messenger RNA. Its product is annotated as xyloglucan endotransglucosylase/hydrolase protein 24-like. The record is from RefSeq and is a predicted model, not a curated record. Gene Ontology annotation, molecular function: hydrolase activity, hydrolyzing O-glycosyl compounds; xyloglucan:xyloglucosyl transferase activity. Gene Ontology annotation, biological process: xyloglucan metabolic process; cell wall biogenesis. Gene Ontology annotation, cellular component: cell wall; apoplast. Lineage: Eukaryota; Viridiplantae; Streptophyta; Magnoliopsida; Poales; Poaceae.